GAACCUUUCAGUGCAGAGAUUUUAACGAUACUAUCAUUUAUUUAUUUUUUUUUUAGGCCGGUGCACUGUCUUGGAUGGUUUUAAAAAAGAGAGCAGAGCAUGGAAUUACCAAGAUGUUAAAUCCUAAGGAGGUUUAUUUGUUUUUUAAGAUGACGUUUCCUCUUCAGCGAUAAGAUAAUCACAUGAUGCUCUCAAAGCAAUGUGACAGAAACUUUGCAGAUAUCUUAAUUUCGCAGAAUCCAGGGAUUUUAGUGAGAGUUGCUCCUUCAAACAGAACGUGCUAAGAGAAGCUACAUAGUAGAUGGGUACAGUUUCUCCAGAAAAGGGAGCGAGUUGAAGUAAAAAUGGGGAAAAAAACCCCAAUGCUGGCUCAGUAGAGGAACUACGUAUAUCGAAAAUUUUUGAGCGUUUCAUUUUCCCCCAGAAACCCUCUGUGUUUGGCACUAUUUUACAAUACAAUCUCUGACUACCAGCUACUUCACCUCAGCUAUCUGAACAGCUUUUUGUGCCUGUGGUAUUUGUCAGAGGAAAAAAGUAACUAAACUAAAACAACUCCAAAAUGAGCGAUUUCGACUCAAGUGAUGAUAACCUGCUGUUUACUGUGGAUACAAGGGGAUACUUUGAUGACCUGGAGUACACAGUGGAACUUCUACGGAUUUGAGACUCAGUGGAAAAACAGAGAGACGAGAGAAAUUUUGGUAUAGAUUGGUAAGCAGGAGAAAUCCUGACUAACCUGCUGGUAUAGGUGUGGAAGGUGUGAGCCCAUGUCCAGUUGGAAUUGGUUACAAAACUUCUUCAGGACAUUUCUGAUCAAGGAUGGUGGCUCACAGACGCCUGCAGCCUGCAUCACUCCCCAUCCAGAGUUCCCUGCCUUACAGAACGCUGGUGUUUUAUUCAACUUUCCAAAGGGAGUGGAGAAACCGACCCAGACUAGAUAAGCUGAAUGGAAAUUUGUUGUCCGGAGGCAAAGUCUUCUGGGUUUCAGCCAGGCGUUAAUGAUGGGACGCUGCGAUGGACUCGCAGGCUAAUGCAGGAGAAGCCAGACAACCAGAGCCUGGAUCAGCCACGAGCAGCCAUUCAUGAAUUUCCAGAGGAUAUUUUCACCAAGGAGCAGAGAAAGAAGGGGGCUGUGUUGUUGCAUGCACUCUGUGCCAUCUACAUGUUCUAUGCCCUGGCCAUCGUUUGUGAUGACUACUUCGUCCCUUCCCUUGAGAAAAUAUCUGAGAACCUGCAGCUCAGUGAAGAUGUGGCUGGGGCAACGUUUAUGGCAGCAGGAAGCUCUGCUCCUGAGCUUUUCACUUCACUCAUUGGUGUCUUCAUCACUAAAGGGGACGUUGGAGUUGGUACCAUUGUGGGCUCUGCUGUCUUUAACAUCCUGGUCAUCAUCGGCCUGAGUGGAAUCUUUGCAGGACAGACAGUGGUGCUGACAUGGUGGUCCCUUUUCAGAGAUUCCUCCUACUACAUCCUCUCUGUGCUGACUCUCAUCUUGGUUAUCUAUGAUGCUAAAGUCGUUUGGUGGGAGUCAUUGCUCCUCAUGACCAUGUAUGGGAUCUACAUUAUUAUCAUGAAGUUUAACUCCCAGUUAAUGGUGUUUGUGACGCGUCGGCUCAGGAGUUCAAGGCCGUGCUGCCACGUGUCAGAGGGUCACAGAGACGACAGGAUGGGAGAUGAUGCCAACGCCUGCAACACCUCAAUGGUGCUUAUAAACAAAGGCCAAGCUCAUGCUCAGGAGCCUCCUCCAGUCAUCAUGGUUGAUGAACUCCUCAUUCUCAACCCCCACAAAUUGUCAUUUUCUGAGGCCGGCCUACGCAUCAUGAUAACCCCCCACUUCUCCCCUCGCACCAGACUCUCCAUGGCAGGGCGCAUGCUCAUUAGUGAGAGACAGAGGCUGAUCCAGAAGUCAAAGAUCCAGCGGGAUGGUGAGGCCAGCUCCGCGCCACGAAGCGGGUCAACUAGCAACAGCCUGAAGAGGACGGGCUCCUGCAGUCUGGAGAACGGCGGCAGGGGACACACGAUGGAAGAUGCAGAGUCAGGAGAAAAGCCCGGGGCUGGGACAUGCCAGGCAGAGGAAGGGGAAGAUGAUGAGGAUGAGAUUUUUAGUCCAGUCCGUAUACCAGGUAGCUGCUGUGCCCGUGUGAAGUGGGUGAUUACGUGGCCUCUUGGUCUCCUGCUCUACUGCACUGUGCCUAACUGCAUGCAGCCUCGCUGGCACCGCUGGUUCAUGGCUACCUUUGUGGCCUCCACCCUGUGGAUUGCCGUCUUCUCCUACCUCAUGGUGUGGAUGGUUACCAUCAUCAGCUUCACACUUGACAUCCCAGACUACAUCAUGGGUAUCACCUUCCUGGCAGCAGGGACCAGCGUACCAGACUGCAUGGCGAGUCUGAUUGUAGCACGGCAAGGCAUGGGAGACAUGGCAGUAUCUAACUCUAUAGGCAGCAAUAUUUUUGACAUCCUGCUGGGUCUGGGUUUCCCCUGGGCUUUACGUACCCUUGUGGUGGACCACGGAUCUACAGUCUCUAUAAAUAAUAAAGGCCUGGUGUAUUCUGUCAUCCUGCUGCUGGCUUCUGUUUUCCUCACGGUGACCAGUGUUCAUCUAAACCACUGGAAGCUGGAUCGUCGUCUGGGUCUAGGCCUCAUGUUUCUCUAUGCCAUCUUCCUCCUCUGCUCCAUCCUCUUCGGACAGAUGUGAAGACUUACGGUCAAAGUACAAACCGGUCAGACGACAUGUUGAGCACUCACCUGUCUUUUACAAGUCCUCUCUCAUGAAGCCAAACAGUGUGUCAGUGUGCUGAUGUACAUAUGUAACUACUCAAACUUAAGUCCCUGUUGUUUUUCCCUUUUUAUACAGUGCAUCAUUUAGAGCAGUCUUUUAAGUAUUAAAAUGGUCAACUUACUGAGGACGAAAUGACAUUGCAGAUGAAAAACUAGAGCUACCAUUAAGUGGGUAUGUGUUUGUAUUAUUAAAAGAAAUCCUAUUCCUUUCAUGAUGAAGGUCCAUAAUUCACUUUGAACUUCAACCUCAAGAGCUAGUGUAGUGGUUUUUGCCAAAUUUGACAAAAUCCCUCAGUGCAUUCUUGACCUUUGACAGCCAGUCAUUACAGUCAAUCGUUGAGUCAGAGCGGAAAGUUGUAAUAUGUUUCAUGAAUAUCCCUCCAAGCAGUCUUUAGGUAUCAUCUUCACAUGCAUUAAAUGAUCAUAAGGCCUAUCAUCCUUAUCAUUUGACCUUGAAAUCUAAUCAGUAUAUCCUCAAGUCAGAUCAUGCAAGGCUUGAAGAAAAAUCCUCAAAAUGAUUUGUAGAUAUCACAUUCACAAACAAGAGAUUAACAGGAAACCUAAUGCACCUUCAUGUAGUCCAUCCUUGAGUUCCCUCCAAUUUCCACAACCCCUGCCUGCAACAUGAUAAGCUUGUGAAGUGCACUGCAGAGCAUGUCGCUCCUAUUCUAGCCAGUCUUUGCAGUUCAACUGCAUGCGAUCUGGUCCGUCUCCAACGCCUCCCAGAAGUGCUACUCCUCUCGAGAUAUGCGCAAGGUCUAUUUUCAGUGUUGGCUAUUGCCGAACCAUGUCAAUCCACACAGAGCACAUCAAUCCAAACAGCCAGAAAAAAGCAAAUCAAAAGUAAAUAGUAAAUCAUCCCUAUAUCGACAUCAUGUCUCAUCCUGUGGCAAAAGGUCAUCAGGAGGUCAGUGGGUCACAGAGCUACUACAGCACCAUUUCUGAAGAAAAAUUUACCUCUGAGGUGGAAAACCACAGAAUUUUACAUGAAUCCCCACGUCCUUUGUGGCAAACAUUAACCUUUUAACUUCCUUGUGUACUCACCCGUGGUAGAAGCAAAAAAUCAUGGAAUCAUGUAAAAAUGAAUGGCAAAAACAAAAUCAAGCAGACACUCAACCUUUUACUUAUUCACAAACAUUGAUUAUGUAUAUCAUAUUUCCUGUUCUUGCCUAAUGCAGAACAAGUGACAAAUGAAGUGCUGCAGUAGCAGCAGAAAGACUGAAGGGACUAUUAAAUAUUUUAUGACCGUUAUUUUGAAAGACACCACGAGGUAUUCAUUAGAGGAACAUUUUUACUUAUUGAUUUAUUGAAUCAUCAGCAAAGAGAGGUGGUUUUUUUUUUGUUUCUGGAACAGUUCGAGAAGUACAGAAGCCCUAAGAGGACAUGCAUAUACUACUUUCCCAUGAUAAUGAACACAUUUUAGUUGUUUUCUUGAGACCUAGACUUAUUUAUCUUGUUAUCUCAGGAUUCCAUCACUGUUUUUCCUGUUGCUUAGAGUUAGCAAAUAAUAAAGCAUUUGUGAAUUUUGUAAAUAUUAAUAUAGUAUAAUUUACAUGUUCCCCUGGUUUCAUUUACGAGUUUUAAUACAUAUAAACAAAAUGAACCGGUAAAGAAAAGUCUUCUUUCUGCCAUGUCAUGCUUUGGCUUAUGGUUUCAGAUAAAUUACUGUCUUGGCCUUAAAUGUUUUUGAAUGUACGCUAGCAUUAGUAUGAAGUUAUUUACAUGCAUUUAAAUGUAGCAGGUGGUACUGAAUUACAGCAAUGAACCUCUAUAUGAACAGUGCGAUGUUUUAGGACACUGUGAGUGUCAGAAAACUUUAUUAAUAGAAACACUGAUAAGAAAAUGCACAGAAUUGUGAUUAUAUUUUGGUGAUUUUUGCCUCACUGCUUAUGAGUAAGUAUUGGUACAGCCUAAUGUACGUAUAGAGAUUAACCUAGUGUUACAGUAUUUUUAGAGAUCUUAUUAAGAUGAAAUCUAAUAUAUAUAUAUAUAUAAUGUAUAAUGUUCUUCUUUGAGUGUCACAAACUUUAAUGAUGUUGAUUGCAGGUUUGUAGUAAUAAUUCACAUUUAGGUACGACAAACAAUGUUUGUUUUGUUUCUUGUAAAAAAAGAUUGUUUUGGUGGAAUAUUUUAAACUUAGAUCAAGAGAGAAACACUAUUUUAUUUUCCAAAGCAAGGGCCUGUGUCUGUAUACAGAGCUUUUUGUGCAGGCAGCGUCCACAUCCUGUUUCAGAGCACCUUUCACCCACAUUUAUUGUUGCUCUGUUAACUUCUGCUUUCUUUGGUUACAUCUAUUAUGUCUUCAUUAACUAGGUCAGUGUGCUUAAUGUUUUAAUUUUUCAAAGAAAUACUGCCAAGAAAGCAUGAAAACAAUGUACAGACCACAGUUCCAAAAAAGUUGUGAUGUGUGUAAAUUUGAAUAAACAGACUUGCAAAUCAUUUUCAACCAAUAUUUAAUCAAGUACAGCACAAUGACAAGAUAUAGAAUGUUCAAAUUAAUAAACUCACAGCCGUUUUUCUCCAUUUUUAGAAAUAUACGCUCAUUCUGAGUAUGAUGCCUGCAGCAUGUUCCAAAAACAUUGGAACAUAAAUAUGUUUACAUGGUGCUACUUAAUCUUUUCCCCUACUAACACUCUGUAAGCAUCAGAAGACUGGAGACACUUGUUUAAGUAUAAAAAGUGAAUGUUUUUUUUUUUCCUGUUUGUGCUUGAUGUAAAUCUUAAGUUUCUUAAAAGUGGCGGGUUUCUAUUGUUGUAUUUUGCACUUCAUUAUAUUUCAUACAUUUUCAGUAGUAGGCAGAUCUGGACUGCAUGCAGAUCUGUCUAGUACCUGCAGUCUUUUACUGUGAAGCCAUGCUGUUGUAACUCAUGCAGAAUGUGUCUUGGCAUCGUCUUGUUGAAAUAAGCAGAGACAUCCAAGAAAAUGAUGUAACCACCUUAUAUGCAGAGAUUUCUCCACAUUCUCUGAAUGUUUUGAUAUCAUGGACUGUAGAUGGUGAACUCUCUAAAUCCUUGCUAUCACACUCUGAGAAACAUUGCUCACUGUAGGACAGUUUGCUGUCACAGUCUUUCACCGAGUAGAGAAAGUCGUGGCCUCUAGACACUGAAUGACAGAUACUUUCAGGAGUGCUCCUUUUAUACCCAGUCAUGGCACUAUCACCUCUUACUAGAUAAAGUUCUCACCUGUGGGAUAUUCCAGUCUAUUUUCUAAAUCAUUCCUCAACUUUCCCAGUCUUUUCUUGCCGCUGUCCCAACUUUUUAGAAACUUGAACAUUAAAUAUCUCGUCUUUUGUGCUGUAUUAAAUUUAAACCAGGCUGAAAUGAUUUGGAAAUCACUAUAUUGGGUUUCAUUUACAUUUUACACCAGUGGUUCCCAACCUGGGGUCAGGGCACCUCAGUGGGGUGCACAAAGCCCUGUCUGCUCUGAUUUUGUCAAAAUUAGAUAAAGACAUUAAAAAAAAAAAAAAAAGAAAAAAAAAUCAAGAUUAGAAAUUUAAUGUACGACCAGAUAUUAGGCCACCCUAAAAGAUAAAAAAAUAAAGAGGAUCUGUAAAUUUAUGAGUUUGGGAAAAAGUCACAGUUAAAAAAAAAAAAAAAAACAUUUUGAAAGUUGUAAAACUGUAUAUUUUCAAGAAACCAAACUUGAAAUUUCUGAAUUGAAAAAGUAGUACAUUAUGAGGAAAACUUGAAAUGUCAAAGUUUAAAAAGUAAUAAUUUUGAGUUUAUAAACUCAAAAAUUUCAGGGCAUUUUACAAUGUCGUCAAUAAUUAUGACAAUGUAAAGUCAAAAAUGUACAAAAAAAACCAAGCUGAAAACAGUGGUUGGAUGACCCUAGAGACCAGAUGAUAUGAAAAUGUGAUGAUUCUGGGCUAAAUCUACAAAGAAGUAUUGAUUAAGCUCUCAGCUGUAAAGAAAAUAGCUUCAUCUGUUUUUCUUCUAGCAAUGAGCUAUUUUCAACUUUAAAAUCUCCAAAGUUCAAAUUUUUGAUUGAAGUUAAUUUCUGACUUUUAAGAGUAAAAAAUCUGAUGUUUUUCUUGUAAAGUACCGACUUUUUAAACCUGAAAAAUGUGAAUUUAGAGAUUAUUUCUCCCCUGCCAUAACUGCUGACAAAGCUGGUGUAAGUCCUGCUUCUACUUCUUCAUCGGUUUGUGGAGUAGUUUCUUAACCAUAUCUGCCUUCCUCUCUGUUGUUACAUAAAAACAGGAGACUGAGCCAAAUUCAGACAAUUUGAUGAUUUAAGGUGAAAUAUUCCAUGAAAGGACAAUCUGUCUUUAUUUCAAAUGGCUGUAUAAUUAUAAUCACUGUCUACUUGAUGAAACUUUUUACUGUUUGUAAAUGUUAAAUUGACAUAGCUUUACAAUAAUGAAUGUCUGACAGAGACUAGUUUUGUGGUGUUUUGAUACUUUGAAAAUAUCCUUAAUGUAUGCCUUCAAGUGAAUUCUUGUAGCAGAAUGAAUGGCUAGUUUGUUCAGUGAAAUAUGAAGGCUAUAAUUAUGUGAGAAGAACACUUUGUUCAUGAAUUUAUGGUGGUUGUGUCUUAAAAUCUUUUCUGCUCUUAGAUAUUCUUCUAUUGAACUUUUGCUUCAUUGACAGACUCAGCCUUUUUUCAUGGAAGAGAACAAAUGAAGCUCACGUUUACAGUUUAGAAUAAGGAAAAUUAAAUGUUUUUAAAAAUGAUUAGGAUAUUUAAUGUAGUGUUUAUUAGUGAAAAUUAGUUUUACCUCAAACUUACAAAGUUUAUCAAAAAUGUCCAUUCUUAUGUAUAGAAGCCCUACAGUGACAUGCAUCUUAACAUUUUAUUUUACUACAUUUCUGCUGUUUAUAAGAUCUUCAAUUAUUUAUCAUAGGAAAACCAGCAUUGUUAACUUGCAAUAACAAAAUAAGUCAAAACCUUGAGAAAAUAAGCACCAGUUAGUAUUUAUCUCUGUAAAAAUGAAAUCUGUGGAUGCAUGUCUGCUUGGGGCUUCUGUAUAUUUGCAUUCUUCCUGUGUUAAAUGAUUGUUUCUUCAGUGUUUGUCUAAGACAAAGUGCUGUUUCAAAUCCAGUUAAGACUAUUUCAUUAAGAAGUGUACUUUGUGGGAAACCUUUUGCAUCUGUUUUACAUACCUUUGCCCCUGUGUGAAUGCAUAUUAAACACCGGCGAAUAGG
Messenger RNA from Cheilinus undulatus (humphead wrasse), 7919 nucleotides. Its product is annotated as sodium/potassium/calcium exchanger 3-like. Gene Ontology annotation, biological process: intracellular calcium ion homeostasis; calcium ion transmembrane transport. The record is from RefSeq and is a predicted model, not a curated record. The coding region runs from base 944 to 2689 and encodes 581 amino acids. The transcript is spliced from 17 exons. NCBI's taxonomy places the organism in Eukaryota, Metazoa, Chordata, Actinopteri, Labriformes, Labridae. Gene Ontology annotation, molecular function: calcium channel activity; calcium, potassium:sodium antiporter activity. Gene Ontology annotation, cellular component: membrane.